AUGAAGCUUUUCGCCUUCUUCGCCGCCUUUGCCGUCGCCGACGAGAUCCAGAUCCCCGAGGACGACGUCUGCUACUCCGACGGACAAGAAGUCCCCUGCUCCGGUCUCGCUCGAUCGGGCCGAAAUCCUGGCGGAGCUGACAGAAGCAUCGACUCCGGAGAGCGCCGAUACGCCGAUUUGAAAGCGAUCGCCGCGAAACUCUGGAAACUCAGCGGAAACGUUGGAAAGAACAGAUUUGACGAGCGAAAGUACUGGGCUUACGGAUGCCACUGCUACUUGCUUGGGGACCGACCCCUUUCUGAAAUGGGCACUGGAGCGCCCAAGGAUUCUCUUGACAACAAGUGCAAGGCCUUCAAAGACUGCCAAAAGUGCGUCCGAGAAAAGCACGGUGACCAAUGCAUCGGUGAAUUCAAAAAAUACACCUGGAAGUACGCCGGCAAACGAGGCCGAUUCGAAUCUACCAACGCCGAGGGCUCCUGCGAACGAGAACUCUUCCAGUGCGAUCUUCAAUUCGCCAAGGACACACUCGCUUCCGCCGAGGUCUUCAACGAGGAGUACCACGCCUUCUGGUCCGUCAACGGAUUCGACAACCGAGACCCUGAAAACUGCCCAACCAACGGAGGCAUCCCAGUCGAGCACCAGUGCUGCGGAGGCUACGAUCGAGAAUACCACUGGAUCGGACUCAACAAGAAGAAAUGCUGCCCAGCUUCAGACGGUAUGUCCGGAGUCCCAACUGAUGUCGCUGAAGACUGCUAA
Molecule: messenger RNA, 756 nt
Organism: Oikopleura dioica
Lineage: Eukaryota; Metazoa; Chordata; Appendicularia; Copelata; Oikopleuridae
Source: the annotation of a GenBank genome assembly